AUGCCUUCUUCGCAAUUUAUUAAAUCUUCCGUCGCUACGAUUUCCAAUGGAGCUGAUAACUCAACAGAUUCAAAAUAUUCCCGGGUCCUUAACAUGACCCACUUGAUCCCUUACGAAGUUUAUAUGUCAGAACCUCCAAAACCAGCCGAGGAUGGUACUAUCACAUAUAAUUGGGCUUUAAGACAUCGAAGGGGUCACUCGGCCCUUUACGCUGGAAUUCGUUCUUUAAAUAAUGAGUGGGAUAGCUAUUACGUUGGUUUCGUAGGCCAAAUUUUUGAUGCUGAAGACAAACCAAUCGAGAGUUGUACCUUUACCGAGGAGUUUAAGAAAUCGAUAGAGUGCUUUUUAUUGGAAAAAAAAGUUGUGCCGGUGUUUCUUGAGGAUGAACAACAUCACGGCCAUUAUGAGGGUUUUUGUAAAACUGUAUUAUGGCCGUUAUUUCAUUACAUUUUGUGGGAUACCGUGACGGAUGGUCGUCAGGAAAAUCAAAAUUGGCAACUAUAUCGUGCCGUGAAUCAAGCAUUUACCGACAAAAUUAAAGAGAUUUAUCGCCCUGAUGAUUUAGUUUGGAUUCAUGAUUAUCAUCUUUUGAUGGUACCUCGUAUGUUACGUGAUGUGCUUCCUGAUGCUGUUAUUGGCCUCUUCAUUCAUGCUCCUUUUCCAAGUUCUGAAAUCUUUAGGUGUUUACCUCAAAGGAAGGAGGUAUUAGAUGGUAUGCUAGGUGCUAACCAGAUUGGUUUUCAGACAUAUUCUUAUGCGAGACAUUUUAUAAGCAAUUGUACGCGUAUCCUUGGCUAUGAAUCUACUCCAAGUGGUGUCGAUGCCAAAGGUUCAAUAGUAUCUGUUGGUCCUUUUCCAAUCGGUAUCGAUGCUGAAAGAGUUGAAGAACAAAGAAAAAGUCCUGAAGUUGCUAAAAAAAUGGAUUCCCUCAAGGAAAUGCACGCCGGAAAAAGAAUUAUUGUUGGUAGAGAUAAACUUGAUUUAGUUAAAGGUGUAAUUCAAAAACUACAUGCUUUUGAAAAAUUCUUAUCAGAGUAUCCAGAAUGGCAAAAUAAGGUCGUUCUAAUUCAAGUUACUUCACCUGCUCUUACUGAAUCUCCGAAACUUGAGCGCCGAGUUGCCGAGCUUAUUGCUCAUAUAAAUGGCACUUAUGGUUCGCUCGAAUAUACUCCUGUUCAUCAUCUUCAUAGUCAAAUUGAACAAGAUGAAUAUUUCGCCCUUUUAAGCAUUGCUGACAUAGGCUUGAUUACAUCUGUUCGUGAUGGUAUGAAUACUACUUCUUUAGAGUAUGUCAUGUGUCAACAAGAAAAUUAUGGCCCACUCAUUUUGAGUGAAUUUACUGGAAUGGCCGGUUCUUUGGGUGCUGCUAUUAUGGUAAACCCUUGGGACUAUAGUGGUGUAGCUAAAGCCAUAAAUGAUGCUCUUAAUUUGAGCUAUGAAGAAAGACAAAACAAACAUAUGCAAUUAUACAGACACGUGACUGUGCAUACUGCUCAAUACUGGGCAAAGACUUUUAUUAAAGAACUUGUUAUUAGUUUAAGUAAUAGUAAUCAAACAAAUACUACCCCUUAUCUUGACAUGCAAAAUUUAUUGACAAAAUAUAAAAAGUCUAAAAACCGUUUAUUGUUAUUCGAUUAUGAUGGUACGCUCACACCAAUUGUAAAAACGCCGAGUCAAGCAAUACCUCCUCCAGAGAUGCUCGAGAAUUUACAAAAACUCGCAAAUGAUCCAAAGAAUACUGUAUGGAUAGUAUCUGGACGUGAUCAGGAUAUAUUGGAGGAGUGGCUUGGGGGUAUUAAGAAACUUGGUUUCAGUGCUGAGCACGGUUGUUUCCUUAAAUAUCCUGAAAGCGAUAAAUGGAUCAAUCUUACUGAAGAUAUUGAUAUGAGUUGGAAGACUGAUGUUGAUGAGAUUUUUACUUAUUUCACAGAACGUACACAGGGUUCAUCUAUUGAACGUAAACGUUCUUCAAUUACAUGGCACUAUCGUCAGGCAGAUCCAGAAUAUGG
Dentiscutata heterogama is the source of this 2009-nucleotide messenger RNA. NCBI's taxonomy places the organism in Eukaryota, Fungi, Glomeromycota, Glomeromycetes, Diversisporales, Gigasporaceae. The record is from the annotation of a GenBank genome assembly.